AUGGCUCCGACCAUACUUGUCCCGACCCAAGCACGGAGCUGGCUCUCCGCUGCGCCGCACGUCGCGCGCCUGUCCGCGACUACGUCCUCGGCCGUGCUCCUUUCCCGCCGCGACCUCAGCGUUAACGACGCCCAGAAGGUCACGCUGGGCAUCAUCGCCGCAUACAUUGUCGCCAUCGCCCUACUUUGGAACCUGCCAUACGUGCGCUGGGUGUUAUGGCCGUUCAAGAUGCUCGUCAUCGCCUUCCACGAGUUCGGCCACGCCAUCACCUGCGUCCUGACCGGCGGGCACGUCAAGUCGAUCUCGCUGGACCCGCGCGAGGGCGGCGUGACGCACAUGCAGGGCGGCCGCAACGCCGUGACGCUGCCCGCCGGUUACCUGGGCUCGUCGCUGAUCGGCGCCCUGCUGACCUUCGCCGGCUUCAACAUCAACGCGAGCAAGAUCGCCAGCAUCGCCGUCGGCGCGUGCUUCCUGCUGACCCUGUGGUGGGGCCGCCGCGACUGGCUGACCAUCGGCACCGUGCUGGCCGCCGUCGGCCUGCUCGUGGCCUGCUGGUUCAUCGCCCACGCCGAGGCCCUGCGGUUCGUGGUGCUGUUCAUUGGUGUCAUGAGCUCGCUCUAUAGCGUGUGGGAUAUCUGCGACGAUCUCAUCCUGCGAAAAGUCAACAGUUCCGACGCGAGCGUCUUUGCCCAGCGCUACGGCGGCUCUUCCCAGUGCUGGGGCGUCAUCUGGUCCAUCAUCUCGCUGGGCUUCAUGGCUUGCGGCAUGGUGGCCGGCAUCGCCGCGUUCCCGCAAUCUGCCGCCCAGCAGAGGGAGGACUCGCAGCACUUCAUCCCCACAAAGUUCUAG
Messenger RNA from Thermothielavioides terrestris NRRL 8126, 849 nucleotides. RefSeq lists its product as uncharacterized. The record is from RefSeq and is a predicted model, not a curated record. NCBI's taxonomy places the organism in Eukaryota, Fungi, Ascomycota, Sordariomycetes, Sordariales, Chaetomiaceae. Bases 1 to 849 code for a protein of 282 amino acids. The transcript has 3 exons.